Purpureocillium takamizusanense is the source of this 3034-nucleotide messenger RNA. It is a transcript of the gene MDL1, whose product is annotated as ATP-binding cassette permease mdl1. Gene Ontology annotation, cellular component: membrane. Lineage: Eukaryota; Fungi; Ascomycota; Sordariomycetes; Hypocreales; Ophiocordycipitaceae. Gene Ontology annotation, molecular function: ABC-type oligopeptide transporter activity; ATP binding; ATP hydrolysis activity. The coding region runs from base 220 to 2619 and encodes 799 amino acids. The transcript has a single exon. Gene Ontology annotation, biological process: transmembrane transport. The record is from RefSeq and is a predicted model, not a curated record.
GCUCGCAAGCAGCAAAAGCACUAACGGCCUUCACCUGCGCCCAUCCACCCCCAAGCUCGUGUCUGAGGAAAUGCCGCGAUGAUGACUUCAUCCCACGCUGCGCAAAUUUGAACACUUCUUCCAUACCUCGUUCGCGCACGACCUCCUCCGAAUCACCACUCGCGGGACUUUCGACGAUGCGACGUUCGGCAUUCGCUCCUUAGCGCAACGUCAUUCAAAAUGGUGUCGGGCGUGGCGCGCCGAGCGCUGCAGCCCCGACUCUCGGGCCUCCCACCCGCCUUCGCGCGGCCGAUAGCAACUCCCUUCGUCUCCCGCUGCCGUCCGCAGGCCGGGCGGACCGAACAAUCGCCGUUACAGAACACGCGAGGCCUGUGGUACACACUUUCCGGACGUGGACAGCCUCUGCCGGCCUUUCCGCUGUCCAUCAUCCGACAAGCGCAGUCGCCGUCAACCCCCAGUGCCGGCCUCGUCGGACCCAAGUCAACGACAACGCGAUGGUUCUCACAAACGACUCCCGCGGCGCAAGAUCCCCGGCUCAAGGCAGACGAGGAGUCCACGGAGCCAGCACAACAGCCGCCGAGGCAAGAAGCUCCCGAUGAGGUCACCGAACAAGAGUUCAAGAAGAGCGACCGGGCCACCCAAGCUGCCCAGGUCAACCUCGCUGCCAAGUUGUCCAAGGAGGGCAAGCAGCAGAGCAAAGCUGGCUUCGCGGAGAUUUGGAGGCUCAUAAAGGUGGCACGGCCUGAGAUCCGGUGGCUCGGUAUUGCAUUCGUCUUCCUCGUCAUCUCCUCCAGUGUCACAAUGUCCAUUCCCUUCUCGGUAGGCCGAAUCCUAGACCUCGCUACCAAGGGCGAGGACGAAGACAUCCGCCUGUUUGGCUUUACGAUGAAGCAGUUCUUCAUGGGCCUCGCCGCAGUCUUGACCCUCGGCGCCAUGGCCAACUUCGGCAGAGUCAUCCUCCUGCGCAUCGUUGGCGAGAGAGUCGUCGCGCGGCUCCGCUCCCAGCUCUAUAGGCGCACAUAUGUCCAGGACGCCGAGUUUUUCGACGCCAACCGCGUCGGUGACCUCAUCUCACGACUCAGCUCUGACACGGUGAUCGUCGGCAAGUCAGUCACCCAGAACUUGAGCGACGGUCUUCGAGCUCUCUUCAGCGGCGGCGCCGGGUUCGCGAUCAUGGUCUGGACCAGCCCAAAGCUCACUGGACUCCUGCUCCUCAUGUUCCCUCCGAUUGCAAUCGGCGCAGUCUUCUACGGACGGGCCAUCCGCAACAUCAGCAGGGCGAUCCAGAAGAACCUCGGAACGUUGACCAAGAUUGCCGAAGAGCGCUUGGGCAACAUCAAAACCAGUCAGGCUUUCGUCGGAGAGGUUCAAGAAGUUGGCCGGUACAACAAGCAGAUCCGGCGCAUCUUUGCCUUGGGCAAGAAAGAGUCACUCAUCGCCGCCACUUUUUUUGCUUCAACGGGAUGGGCCGGGAACAUGACUAUCCUGGCCAUGCUCGUCGUCGGAGGCAGCUUUGUGCGAUCUGGGGCCAUGAGCCUCGGAGACUUGACUUCGUUCAUGAUGUACACAGCGUUUGCCGGCUCUAGUCUUUUUGGUCUUUCUGGGUUCUACUCAGAACUCAUGAAAGGUGUGGGGGCGGCAAGCCGACUAUUCGAGCUGCAGGACCGCCGACCCGGCAUCCACCAGACCGUGGGAAAGCCAGUUAAAUCCGCCCAGGGCCCUAUUCGAUUCGACAACGUCAGCUUCGCCUACCCUACCCGGCCGGCUGUCAAGAUUUUCAACGGGCUUAAUUUUGAGAUACCGUCGGGGAGCAACGUGUGCGUCGUGGGACCAUCUGGUGGUGGCAAAUCAACAGUAGCGUCCUUGCUGCUGCGGUUCUACAAUCCAAUUUCGGGCUCCAUCACGAUCAAUGGGGUUGACAUUUCCGAGAUGAACGUCAAGUCGCUAAGAAGACGCAUUGGCAUGGUCUCUCAGGAACCGGUCCUCUUCUCGGGGACCAUCGCCGAGAACAUUGCCUAUGGAAAGCCGGCGGCGUCCCGCAUGGAAAUCAUCUCGGCGGCGCGAAGAGCGAACUGCAACUUCAUCAGCGAUCUCCCUGACGGCCUAGAGACGCAAGUGGGCGCGAGAGGGUCGCAGCUUUCGGGUGGGCAGAAGCAGCGCAUCGCCAUCGCGCGGGCGCUGCUCAAGGACCCGGAUAUUCUGAUACUUGACGAGGCCACGUCUGCGCUGGACGCCGAGUCUGAGACGCUGGUCAACGAGGCUUUGGCUGGCCUGCUGCGUGGUCACAACACCACGAUCUCGAUUGCGCACCGGCUGUCAACGAUUAAGCGUUCGGACCAGAUCAUCGUCCUCAACAACGAGGGCAAGGUGGCCGAGAUUGGCAGCUACGCACAGCUUGCAGCCAACCGAGAGAGUGCCUUCAGCAAGCUCAUGGAGUGGCAGAUGAGCGGAGGCGAGAUUCCCGAAAAGAGAGGCUCGGAAAAAGGUGCUCACAUCACCGAGGCCGAGGAGCUGGAGCAAGACCUCGCGCAAGAGGAGGACGCGGAGCCGCAGGAAGAGCGCCGCGACAACGGCGACAAGGAGGCGUCGCACGUACCGGCUAACCAUGGUCGGCCUUGAGGGGCCUACGGGACGCGCGCACGCAUGACGACGAUUGACAGCGCCAUUGGUGCAGGAUUCCAUGUUUAUUUGUACAUCUAGUGUCAUACUUUUUUUGUGUAGUUUGGGUCGGGGUUGUCAACCUCCGGGUCGAGUACUCUGCAGACAACUCCACUCGAGAUUCGAUAGACGGUGGCGGGCGGCGCGACAUGCGUGAAUAACAGGAGAUGCGCCGGGUAGUAGCGGAGCAAGUCCUUGCCAAGGGGAAGUGUAGGCAACCAUGGGUAGGUUACUCGCGUGGUAGAUCUGGAGCAAAGGGUUGAAAUAGAUGCGGCGAGAGAAAACCACGAAUAGACUCCGGCGGUGCUUCGCGGCCUGGCGAAUACAAACAGGGUACGUACUUGGUAGGGUUGUGAGAAUGAGAUUGAAUUGCGGC